Messenger RNA from Synchytrium microbalum, 1638 nucleotides. RefSeq lists its product as uncharacterized. The transcript is spliced from 10 exons. Gene Ontology annotation, cellular component: membrane. Lineage: Eukaryota; Fungi; Chytridiomycota; Chytridiomycetes; Synchytriales; Synchytriaceae. Gene Ontology annotation, biological process: metal ion transport; transmembrane transport. The record is from RefSeq and is a predicted model, not a curated record. Bases 1 to 1638 code for a protein of 545 amino acids. Gene Ontology annotation, molecular function: magnesium ion transmembrane transporter activity; cobalt ion binding; cobalt ion transmembrane transporter activity.
AUGGACUCUUCUCCGCCUCCUCUGCCAGAGCCCACAUCGAAGCCAAAUGAAACUACCCCUAUACUGUCAAGUCCAACGAAACCCGCUGAUGAACAAGUAUCCGUCGACAUCACAGACUACAACACCGCAACAUCCGACGAUGCCCCAAAAGCUCGGAAAUACUCACUAGGCAAAGCUCUAUAUGCUGUCAGAAAACAGCAACAAGCUAGUGUUGCUACUGGAUCUGCUCGACCAACCGUCGAAUCACCUGAACCAAUUGUAGUCGACGACGACUAUGUGCCUCCAUCACCACAUAAGUCUCAUCAUUAUCCUCAUAUGCCUGCAUCACCAACAAAGUCCGGUACCACUCCUCGUGGCAUGAGUGCAUCCGAUAGAUGGGCUGCUGCUGGAAAGAAGGUCGUCAAUGUAAAUAGGAUUGGCAGUGCUGGUCGUCUUUUCAACGAACCAGGCGUAAAUAUGAGGUCACCACCAGAACACUUGUUGAAAAUCCGUGGCCAUUGCACGAUCACAGUGUGGCAAUACGAUGAACAUCGUUGCUCGACCGAAGUACUUACAAACGAUGAUCUACCCAAAUUCCUAGAGACUCCUCGACCAUCAUAUAGCAAAGUCCGUUGGAUAAACAUUCAAGGCAUGGAUUUUGAAGUCAUUCGUGCUUUGGCUCACACAUAUGACUUGCAUCCGUUGGCUAUUGAAGAUGUAUUUCAUACACCACAGAGGAUAAAGACUGACCAAUAUGAGAACUCUCUCUUCGUAUCCAUGCUGGUCUUUACAUUAUUACAGCAAGGAGACCGUAAAUCGUUAGACCACGCCAACCAAUUCGAGACUCGACUGUUUACAAAUAGGCCUGACAGAUUGAGUGAUCCAGAUAUACCGCUGCCUGAAAUCGUAGUAGAACAGUGCAGUUUCUUCUUGACAAAGGACGGAACUGUCAUUUCUAUAUUCCAGCAUCAAGGGUCGACUAUAUCGUCCUUGUUGCGUCUUAGAGUAGAGACGCCCAAGACUCUAUUACGAGAUUCAUGUGAUGCCAGUUUCUUGCUACAUGCUCUCGUCGAUGCUGUAGUAGAUCAUGCACUAGUCAUACCUUCUGCUUAUGAAAAACAGAUUGGUAUCUUAGAAGAGAUGGUCAUGCAACGACCAAGAAGUGCUCAUACUAAGGCACUGCAUCUCAUUGGCAAGGAGCUGAGUUUGCUCAGAAGGAUGCUGGGACCUGCGAGAAUUACGAUUGAUUUUCUCGCUGGAAAGGGUAGAGAUUCGUCAUCCAAAUUCAUCCUGAACCAUGGUACUGGAAUAUACUUUGCGGAUAUUGCUGAUCAUAUUGUCAGUGUGCUUGAGAACCUCAGGUCAAUGGAGGAAGAGACUAAGGAAUUGGUCAAUUUGAUCUUCAAUACAAUCUCACACAGUACAAAUCAAGUCAUGAAAAUCUUGGCGGUUGUGAGUGUCGUCUUCCUUCCUCUGACAUUUAUAGCAGGCUACUUUGGUCAGAACUUUGUUAACUUUCCUGAAAUUCACUUUGACCUCGGUAUCUGGUACUUUUGGCUCUGGACGGCCUUCACAAUCGUUGUCACAUUCAUCUUCUUCUUCUGGGCUCGCCUCUUGUCUCUUGAUAGUAUGGUGAGAGCGUUUCGUCGUAGCCGUUAA